AUGACCCGUGGCCUGACCAGAAUCUUUUUUUCCUGCCCCUUCGAAGGCAACCACACAGGUUAUCGUCAGUUCAAGGGCCGGAGGACGCCCGCCGCCGAGAUUCGCGAGUUGUACGAUGGUCUUCGCCAAUCUUACCUGACGGACUUUGACGUCCUGCUGUCGGGCUAUUCGCCCUCGGCCGAAGUUGUCGACACCAUUGGCACCAUCGCCCGCGACCUCCGGUACCGCUCGGCCGUUCAUCCCGGGGGAUUUUUCUGGGUUCUGGACCCGGUGAUGGGCGACCAGGGCCAUUUGUACGUCAGCGAGGAUAUCGUCCCGGCGUACAAGCAGCUCAUCAAAGAAGCGGACCUGAUCCUGCCGAACCAGUUCGAGGCGGAACUUCUCAGCGGGGCGUCCAUUUCGAGCUUGAGCGGGGUGGCCAACGCGGUGAGGACGCUGCAUGCUGUGUACGGCACGCGGCACGUGGUGGUGACGAGCGUGAGGGUCCCUGACGGAGGGAAUGCCGAGGGUACCGAGGGUACCGAGGGAGAUGCGUCGCUGGCCGUCGUGGGCAGCACGAGGAGGCAAGACGGCAGUGCAAGGCUCUUCAAGGUCGAGGUGCCCGUGCUGGAUUGCUACUUCAGCGGGACAGGGGACAUGUUCGCGGCGCUGAUGGUGGCGAGGUUGCGCGAGGCCUGCGCGGAGAUGAACCUGCUGGACCGACCUUCGUGGAUGCCCAACGACGACGUACCGCCGGUCGACCUCCCGCUCGCCAAGGCUACGGAGAAGGUGCUGGACAGCAUGCACAUGAUCCUGGAGAAGACGAUGGUGGCGCGGGACGAGGAGAUGAGCAAGUUCGGGAGAAGUCCCGGCGCCAGCGUGGGCGGCGUCGAGGGCGAGGGCGAGACCGUGAGCGAGAGCAAGAGGAAGUUUCUGGCCGAGAACAAGGCGGCCGAGGUGCGGGUGGUGAGGAACGCACAGGAUCUGAUCCGUCCGGAAGGCCGGUACAAGGCCCAGGCGUUGCAGGUGUAA
Messenger RNA from Fonsecaea erecta, 1011 nucleotides. RefSeq names its product pyridoxal kinase, variant 1. Gene Ontology annotation, molecular function: pyridoxal kinase activity. Gene Ontology annotation, biological process: pyridoxal 5'-phosphate salvage. The transcript has a single exon. Bases 1 to 1011 code for a protein of 336 amino acids. The record is from RefSeq and is a predicted model, not a curated record. NCBI's taxonomy places the organism in Eukaryota, Fungi, Ascomycota, Eurotiomycetes, Chaetothyriales, Herpotrichiellaceae. Gene Ontology annotation, cellular component: cytosol.